AUGUCAUCAAAUUCUUCAAAUAAUCUAGAUCCAACUUUAAAAAGACUAAGAUUUCUUAAAAAAAGGCACACUUCAAUAGAACCUAUUGUUAAAGAAGUCACCAUAACCAUGACCCACUGGGUAGUUCAUCAUGAUUGUAUCAUACUAACUACCAUUGAUGCUUCAAGAAUAAACACAAAAAGUGAUACGCGUCAAUAUCAUACAAUUACAGGCACCAGAGAUAUAUAG
Molecule: messenger RNA, 228 nt
Organism: Pneumocystis murina B123
Lineage: Eukaryota; Fungi; Ascomycota; Pneumocystomycetes; Pneumocystales; Pneumocystaceae
Exons: 2
Coding region: 1-228 (75 amino acids)
Source: RefSeq, a predicted model, not a curated record